Plenodomus lingam JN3 is the source of this 1026-nucleotide messenger RNA. The record is from RefSeq and is a predicted model, not a curated record. Lineage: Eukaryota; Fungi; Ascomycota; Dothideomycetes; Pleosporales; Leptosphaeriaceae.
AUGGCAGACAAGGAUAUCGCAACCAGGGCGCCCGAGAGCGACGUCCGAGAAGCGACUACCGCAGUGCCUGCACAGGCCGCUGAGCAGAGUAUCUUCCCAGGAGACACAAGGGCACAAGAGGGGCCGAGCAUGGGUUAUAUGCUGACCAGCCAGGAACAUUGCACCUCCGACCGUCCAACGCCCUCGGGCGAGAAGCCAACUGGCAACCUCACCAAGCUCGGCGGUAUCGAGUGUUACGUCGCGAAGCCUGCCGACUACCCACAUUCACCGUCGAAACUUCUGCUCCUGCUGAGCGGAGGCACGGGUGUCAAGUCGACGAACAAUCAGCUACAAGCCGACAAGUAUGCCUCGGAAGGCUAUCUGGUCGUUAUGCCGGAUCAGUUUGACAAUGAUCCAGCGCCGAACAGCGUGGACAUGACCAAGAUCUCAAAGGAAGCUUCCUGGCUCGAGUCAGUCAAGCUAAGGACUGCAGAGGGCGUCAAGUCAUUCAUGAUCGACAUGUGGCUCGCUCGUCACACACCGGAAAAGGUCCUACCCGUGCUCCACAAGGUCAUCGAGGCUGCCAAAGAGGAGUACGCCGACGCCGUCGCGAAUGGAGGAGGCAUAUAUGGUAUAGGCUACUGUUUUGGCGCAAAGUACAUCCUUAUACUCGCCAGCGACCUUCCAGAUACGCUUGCAUGGGGUCAAAUAGCACCUGGAGACGAAGAGCAGGGCAGUUUGAAGAAAGCGCCAGUGUUGAAGGCUGGUGCAAUCGCACACCCGACCAUGACGACGAGGGAGGAUCUCGAAGCCGUCAGAUCGCCUGUUUACAUCGCCGCUGUAAAGGAUGACCCAAUGUUCUCGGAAGACGAAGUUUUGAUGCCUGGGCGGAGAGCCAUGGAGAUGAACAAGGUCGAGCAUGAAAUCCAAGUCUUCUCCGGCGUUCCUCAUGGGUUUGCAGUACUGGGUGACUACGAAGAUGCAAAGAUCAAGCAGUCCCAAGCGCAGGCUUUCGGCCAAAUGUUGGGUUGGAUCCAAAGCCAUUGA